Molecule: messenger RNA, 522 nt
Organism: Hevea brasiliensis (rubber tree)
Lineage: Eukaryota; Viridiplantae; Streptophyta; Magnoliopsida; Malpighiales; Euphorbiaceae
Exons: 2
Coding region: 1-522 (173 amino acids)
Source: RefSeq, a predicted model, not a curated record
AUGAUUUUGGUAACAAACAAUGCUAGAAUCUCCAUUCUUAUUAAUGGUUCUCCAAGUGAGGAAAUUCUAAUGAAAAAUGGCUUGAGUCAAGGAGAUGCACUAUCUCCUUUUUUGCUCAAUAUUGCCGUCAAACCUCUUAGCUUAAUGAUCGAAGAAGCUUGUUCUUUGGGCUGGCUUGAAGGUGCUUUUGUUAGUGAGAGCUUGAGAGUAAAUUUUCACAAAAGCGCCAUUAAUGGAGUUAAUGUAGAAGAUGAACUAUUAAUCUCUGCUGCUUUACUCGCUUGUUGUAAAAUUGGGAAUCUUCCUUUUCGCUACCUUGGGCUUCCUCUUGGUGCUAAUCCGAAAAGAGCAUCCACUUCGCUUCCUAUUGUUAGGAAAAUUAAAGACAGAUUGGCAUUCUGGAAAGGAAAAUUUCUCUCAGCUGUAGAUCAUCUUACUCUCAUCAAAUCAUGCCUAUCUAAUCUUACUAUAUGCCACUUAUCAAUUUUCAAGAUUCCUAAGUGCAUAGCUACAAAAAUUUAG